Molecule: messenger RNA, 429 nt
Organism: Diabrotica balteata
Lineage: Eukaryota; Metazoa; Arthropoda; Insecta; Coleoptera; Chrysomelidae
Source: the annotation of a GenBank genome assembly
AUGGCGACCGCUUUCCAAACACGUUUGACUGAAAGAUAUGCAGUGAGUCAGUUACACAGAUCAACAAAUAAUAUUGAAGCUUGUAGUAAUGAUAAACCAGAUGACAAAACAGAAAUAGAAAUAAAAGCUGAAAUUAAGAAAGAACUUGCUCAAGAUGAACAAGGAUAUAAUAUAGAAAGUCAGCUAACUACAUCCCUUGAUCUUGGAAACUUGAAGAAUGAACCAGAUGAAGAUAACUCAGAAAUUAUUAUUCAUCAUUACCAUGAAGGGAAAACAAUCUGUGAAAUUUCCAGUGAAUUAACUGUAGCAACAACUACGGUGUUUAAUCUAAUUAAUAAAUAUGGUGAAACUGCCAGUAUUGAUGUUGGCAUUAAAAGCCCAGGCCCUCCAAAAGCUGUUUCUCAGAGUGUAGAUAAUUCCAAUAUGUAA